This is a messenger RNA of Colletes gigas, 812 nucleotides long. RefSeq names its product replication protein A 32 kDa subunit (gene RPA2). The record is from RefSeq and is a predicted model, not a curated record. Gene Ontology annotation, cellular component: chromosome, telomeric region; DNA replication factor A complex; site of double-strand break. Gene Ontology annotation, biological process: double-strand break repair via homologous recombination; DNA replication; nucleotide-excision repair. The transcript has 2 exons. The coding region runs from base 66 to 812 and encodes 248 amino acids. NCBI's taxonomy places the organism in Eukaryota, Metazoa, Arthropoda, Insecta, Hymenoptera, Colletidae.
GCAAAUUCUGUUUGGUUUUGCGUAUUAUUGUGCUAGUCUCAUAUUUGAAUCAAUUAAAUACUGUCAUGUGGGCGACUAAUUUAGAUAAUAGCGUGAGUUUUGAAGGCGGAUUUUUGGAUAAUAGUAAGAAAGCUUCACAAAGUGACCCAAAAACUCGAAGAGUGCAAACUAUUGCUCCUGUCAUGAUACGACAUUUACUCACUUACCCUGUGGCCGAGGAAGUAAAAAUGUGGAAUAUUACUACACGUAUGUUUUCGAUUGUUGGAAUAAUAAGAAACUUCGAGGAAACAGCAACAAAAAUGGCAUACGACGUAGAAGAUCAGACAGGUACGAUAACUACACUGAAAUGGUUAGAAGCAGAUAAGAAAGCAUCCGGUCUUCUUAUGGAGACAAACAUAUACGUUAACAUUAUUGGCUUGCUCAGAGAACAGAAUGAGAAACGACACUUGCUUAUUUUGAAACUAAAACCAUUGGUAAAUUUGAACGAGUUGACGACUCAUCUACUCGAAGUUACUUAUUUCAUGUUAAAAGCUGAAGCAAUGGUGAAAAAUGAGUCAGGAAGCAAUCAAAAGACUGAUACAAAUCAAGGAUCGAGCGACGAUAAUCUUUAUUACGGAAUGUCGAAAGAUCAAACACUAGUUUAUAGAAUUAUUCAAGCACAAAAUGCUACCGAAUCUGGCAUCGAAAGAUGUGAUAUUAAAACCCAAGUACCAAGAAAAAUGUUAACAGAAGUAGAUGGUAUAUUAGAUUUCCUUGUUUCCGAAGGUCACAUAUACACAACUAGUACUGAUGACCAUUUUAAAACAACUUAA